This is a messenger RNA of Emiliania huxleyi CCMP1516, 1992 nucleotides long. RefSeq lists its product as hypothetical. Bases 1 to 1992 code for a protein of 663 amino acids. Lineage: Eukaryota; Haptophyta; Isochrysidales; Noelaerhabdaceae. The record is from RefSeq and is a predicted model, not a curated record. The transcript has a single exon.
AUGCCUGUGUGCGACCGGCGGCAGUGUCGGUCAUCGCUGCCCGGCCGGCCCGACGACUGCAACGCCAACGCCGCCGCAGGCGAACCGGCGGCGUGUGCAGACGGCUGGACUCCGACGCGGCAGCCAGUCUUAUGGGCUCCUGUCGGCGAGGAGAACUUUGACUGCUGCGCGGCGGACGGCGGCACCGUGGCUGAUUCGGCCGAGGCGGUGGCCUUUGCGGACGCCCUGGAGAGCUGCAUCCGCGAGGCCGCCGAGGCGGUCUCUGCGAGCGUGCCUGCGUGGGCCGACCACUGCGAGUCGGUGUCCGCAAAGACUGCGCUGCAGCGGCGCGAGCUCGGCCGGACCCUGGACCCGCUCUUCGACGCGCACGGGUACACAGCCGCCCUCUGGUGCAGCAUCUACUCGAGCGCUUGGCCGAUGGGCUGGACGGAUGGCAACUGGUACGACAUGUACCUCUGCCCGGCAGCUCGGGCGUGCUCGGGGCGCGAGGCGCUCGGGGAGGUCGACGAGGCGGUCGGCUCGGACGGCACCGUCGAGGAGGGCGAGACGGCCCCCGUCCGGACCAUGUCGUGCGCCCUCUGCCGCCGGCUGCGGGCCCGGCUCGGCGAGGCGCCCUUCACCCUCGCGGACACCAUCCCGUCCCGCGAGCGGCCGGUGCCUGGGCGGUACCCGACGAGUCGGUACCAGCGGAUGGCGGCCGAGUAUGAGGCUCGCCUCGGGAGCCGCGGCUACUGGGACCGGUGGGUUGGGUGGGACCUGCACCCGUUCGGAGUCUGGCUCGCAGACGCGGUGUGGCCGGCGCAGCUCGAGGAGAGGAGGCUGUGGGAGGCCGAGGAGCGGAUCGCGCGGUACAGGCUCACCAACGGGGAGGUGAUGCACGGGUUCGUCUGGCAGUCCCUCGCGCUGCUCGCAGAGCGGGCGCCGCCCCGCGACCCGUCCGAGUGGGUCUUCACGGCGUGCGACCCGACCUGGCGGUGGCAGAACGAGGGCACCAACCGAGGCACGUGCGCGCACGGGGCCGGGCACGGGCUCUUCUACUACUACCGGCGCGGCGACUGCGGCUGGAGCUGCGCCGUCCGCGCCGCCCUGCCCGCCUGCUCGCGGGGGCCGCUGGGCGGGUGGGCCGCGGAGGGCAACUGGGCCGAGCUGUGCGAGGGCGGAGUCUUCCACUCUGCCUUCAACUCGCUGACUGCGCCGGACCUGCUCCGGCACGCGGCUCUGUCGCCCGCGUCCUCCCUCGCCGAGGCGGUCUGCGAGGCGGGCUGGCGCGGCUGCGCGGUCAACCUGGGCGCCGAGGAGGGCGAGGGGCGCUUCGCACUCGCAAAGGCGGGCUUCUGCGACGUCUCGGCGUGGACCUCGCGCAUCGCGCUCCUCGACCCAUCCCCAUCCCCCUCUCCUCUGCCGCCGCCGCCGCCGCCGCGGUCCCUCCCUUCCCCACCCGCGCGCUCACCGCCGCCGCCCUCGCCGCCGCCGCCUCCACAAGUGACGUGGCUCCCUGGCCUCGGGGCACCCGCCCACGAGGCUCACGAGGCCCUCUCCGGCGUGCCGGCCGAGCUCACCCGCCAGUUCUGGCAGCUGCCUCCGCCGCCAGCCGCCGCCCCGAUGAGAGGCGGUGGCGCUGGCGGUGGCGGCCCUCCGCUCGACUCGCUUGUGGGCGGCCACGGCGAGGAGGCGGCUCUCGCCCUCGUCCUCGCCCUCCUCCUCGCGUCGGCCGUGUGCGUCUGCCGCCUCGUCUGCCGCGGUGCAACGCCGGCGGCGGAGCAACGCGCGGCGCAGCGCCCGCAGAGCCAGGGGCGGCUCCCUGCCGCCGGCCGCCGCCUCCGCGCGGCCGUGAUGGGGAGAGGUGGUGGCGGUGGCGGGCGGGUCGCCCGGGCGGCUCCGGGAGGGCGGAAGCUGAAGUAUCUCCGCGCCGGCACCGGCGACGACGUCGACGACCGCGAGUCGUUCGUCACCGCGGUGGAGGACCCGUCGUACUUUGUGAGGUCCGUGUGA